This is a messenger RNA of Dicentrarchus labrax (European seabass), 1839 nucleotides long. RefSeq names its product farnesyl diphosphate synthase (farnesyl pyrophosphate synthetase, dimethylallyltranstransferase, geranyltranstransferase) (gene fdps). The coding region runs from base 159 to 1235 and encodes 358 amino acids. Lineage: Eukaryota; Metazoa; Chordata; Actinopteri; Moronidae. The transcript has 10 exons. Gene Ontology annotation, molecular function: (2E,6E)-farnesyl diphosphate synthase activity; dimethylallyltranstransferase activity. Gene Ontology annotation, biological process: trans, trans-farnesyl diphosphate biosynthetic process. Gene Ontology annotation, cellular component: cytoplasm. The record is from RefSeq and is a predicted model, not a curated record.
AAUAAAACGGACAGUAGCGGGACAGUGAACUACAAUCUUCAUAUCCUGGUUACAGGAGACGUUCACAGACUUCAGUUUGCAGACAAUACGAAGAAACGGAAGAUAAACCAUUUAGCGGUAUUACAGUGAACAGUUGGGAAUAAGAGGGCAGUGUCAUUAUGGGAGACAGCAUUUGCAAUGGGACGCACAACAAGAAGGCGUUGCUGUCGGAUCCUCAGCUGUUUGAAACCCAGUUUGAGGAGCUGGUGACGGAGCUUGUAGAGAGGGACUUCACCGAUCCUGCGCUGGCGGAUGCUCUGAGCAGGUUGAGAGAGGUUUUAGUGUACAAUUCUCCUGGAGGAAAGAGGAACCGUGGUCUGUCUGUGAUUGGCUCACUGAGGGAGCUUCUCCCACCCAAUCAGCUCACACAGGACGUAGUGCAGCGGGCUCUGUUGAUUGGCUGGUGCAUUGAAUUGCUUCAGGCAUUCUUCCUGGUGGCAGAUGAUAUCAUGGAUGCAUCUGUGACUCGGAGAGGACAGCCCUGCUGGUACAAGAAGGAUGGAAUUGGUCUGGAUGCCAUCAAUGACUCAUUUCUUUUAGAAGGGUCAAUCUACAGACUACUUCGCAGACAUUGCCGGGAUCAGCCUUACUACGUCCACCUACUUGAGCUAUUUACUGAGAUAUCUUUCCAGACAGAACUCGGCCAAGCUCUGGACCUCAUGACUGCUCCCCCUGGUCAGAUUGACCUCAACAGAUUCACCAUGGAGAGGUAUAAAGCUAUUGUGAAAUACAAGACCGCCUUUUACUCUUUUUACCUCCCAGUUGCAGCUGCAAUGUACAUGGCAGGAGUUAAGAGUGAAGAGGAACACAAUAAUGCCAAACACAUCUUACUUGAGAUGGGAGAGUUCUUUCAAAUACAGGAUGACUACUUAGACUGUUACGGAGACCCUGCUGUGACAGGAAAGAUUGGUACAGACAUCCAGGAUAACAAAUGCAGCUGGCUGGUGGUGAAGGCCCUGGAAAUCAUGACUCCCGAACAAAGAGCAGAGCUGGAGGCAUGUUACGGGCGCCACGAUGAUACCAGUGUAGAAAAGGUCAAAGCGCUGUACAACACCUUGCAAAUGCCAGCACUGUACCACGGAUAUGAAGACGAGAGCUACCAGCGGCUACAGAAACUCAUCGCUUGUCACGCUCAAAAUCUUCCUCACUCAGUCUUCCUCAACUUUGCCAAGAAAAUCUACAAGAGGAACAAGUGAGAGGGAACGGUGAUGAAGAGGGUCAGGUGCAUCAGCCCGGUUCACUUUUGACUUUUAUCACAACACACAGAUGAACUCAUCUCUCUUUUAAAGAGGGUGUUUUUUCAGGGACAAGGCUCUGACUACAAACAGCAUGACCCGAACACCGCUGUGAUAUUUAGAAAUCCUGCAGGCAGUUUCUUAACUUUGCAAUGAUUUGUAGAUAUUUGUGAAUGUUAUCAAAUGGCCUGUCUCUUUUGUUCAAUGUUUAGUUAUUGAACCCAGUGCAUGACGUGCAGUGUCUCCACUCAUGUCCGCUGAAGAAUAUGAUGUCUCUAAGAGUGACACUGAAAUUAAUCGCACAAGGUCUACCUGUCAUAUUUGUCUGCCCUGAAGAACACAUGGCACUGGAGAUAGAAAUGAAAUCAUUUAUUUUGUAGGACUGGAUGUAUGAAUUGAUUAUGGACUUAAAGGGACAGUACAUAUAUGAUAGUAGACGUACCCUGACAGAGAACAAAGGGUCAAACUUGAUCAGUUUUCUCAUUCCAUUUAUUUUUAUAUUGCUGCUAUAAAGUCUGUACUGGCCAGAAUGUUGUUGCUUUUAAUAAAUAAUUUAUGAGCAGUA